Molecule: messenger RNA, 4172 nt
Organism: Chlamydomonas reinhardtii
Lineage: Eukaryota; Viridiplantae; Chlorophyta; Chlorophyceae; Chlamydomonadales; Chlamydomonadaceae
Exons: 1
Coding region: 149-2794 (881 amino acids)
Source: RefSeq, a predicted model, not a curated record
CCGAUACACACUCAGCGACAUAAUUCUGGAUGCAGAAACUGUUGCGUUCGGGCUUCGCACAAAGCUUGCAUUGGACAGCAGCAAACAGCGGCGGCCUGAGCCGAUUGCUUUCUAUUUAUAGAGCAACGUUUUUAGGUGGCAGGCAAGCAUGACCUCCGUGGAAGAGGCCCUUCCGCACGCGCUGCUGCGGCUGUUCCCGGGCACGGAGGCGGCCAACCCGGCCAACUACCUGCGCCGCCGCAUCGCGUUGUGGCUCGCCGCCAGCCCUGACCAGGGCCGCGGCCUGGGCCCCCACACCGCGCAGCUCUCCAACGUGGCGAACUACUUGCGGAACGAGGAGGGGGCGCUGUGGAUGAACGCCAAGCUGCAGCUCCCAAAGCUCAAGCCGCUCUUGUUCGAGGCCGAGGCCCGCGGCGUGUUCCUGUACAGCUGCGUCGCCGGUGGGGAAAGCACUCCAGCUCCUCCUGCUGCCACUGCAGCUAGCUUUGUGGCUAAGGCUGGGGAUGACGGCGGCUGGGUCACCGUCGGAGCUGGUAAAGGCGCUGCCACAGCUGAUGCGGGGGCAAGCGGCGGCAGCCGUCACCGGUGGGCCGGGGGCGGCCGCAGUAACGGGGGCCGCGACGCGCACCUGUCAUGCCGGCGGGAGUUAGUGCAGCUAGACAUGGGGGUGAUGUGGCGUGCGGCUCAAAUGGCCCCAAAGGCGGCGGCACCAGGACCGCCAGCAGCUUCGCACACAGGCGCCAGUGCUGGUGGCGGCAGUUGUAACGGCGAUUGCAAGGGCGGCGACGGUCGCUGCAUUCCGGCUGCGCCCGGGCUGGCAGGGCAUUCAGGCAACGGGCAAGUGAUGAGUCUGCAGGCGGCACCGCACGCCGGCGUAGGACCCAGUAGCAGCUGCAGCGGCGACAGCAGCUGCGUCGCUGAGAGCAGCGGCCUCAGCCCCGGCGGCAAUAGCAUCGCCAGCAACGGCAAGGGCAUGAGCUGGGCUGCAAUCGCGGCAACUGCGCGGCCCGAGCGCUUUGAUACAGCAGCAGCGACAGCAACAGUUGCGCCGAUGCGCCUGCCCGCGGCGGCGGGAUCCCUGCCCAGGGUUAUCACAGUGGCCAGGCACGCGCUGGCAGCGGCGCGUCCCAGGGAGUGGAGCACCGCCGCUACCAGCAUCAGCACGGGGCCCAGCGGCAAGGGCGCCGCAGCCGCGGGGGGAACGAUAGGUAUUGCUAAUGCUGCCGUACUCCGCAACGCGCUGCUGCAGCUGUUCCCGGGCACGGAGGCGGCCAACCCGGCCAACUACCUGCGCCGCCGCAUCGCGCUGUGGCUCGCCGCCAGCCCUGACCAGGGCCGCGGCCUGGGCCCCCGCACCGCGCGGCUCUCCAACGUGGCGAACUACUUGCGGAACGAGGAGGGGGCACUGUGGAUGAACGCCAAGCUGCAGCUCCCAAAGCUCAAGCCGCUCUUGUUCGAGGCUGAGGCCCGCGGCGUGUUCAUGUACAGCUGCGUCGCGGGUGGGGGCAGCGGUGGCGCGGCCGCGGGCCGCGGCGCCAGUCGGCAGGAGCUCGUGCAGCUGGAAGUUGCCGCGGUGAUGGGAGGCGGCAGCGCCAAAGCGGGUGGCAAUGCCGUAGUGGCGCCGGAGCUCGCGGCGCCGGGGCCGAAACCGGUCGCCACGCACACCAGCGAGGGCAGCCGGCCUGGCGCGGCAGCAACAACGGCAGCCGGUCACGAGGUGUGUGCGCCGGCCGACACGCUGGCGUCGGGGCUGGCAAGCCCGAGCGCAUCCUUCGACGCGGAUUGGGAGGAGGCAACAGCAGACGCGGCGCCGGCUGCUGGCAGCGGCGCGGCAGGCUCCUCAGCGGGCGCCUCCAGCGCAGCAGCAGCACUACUGCCGUACGUUCUGCCGCGUGCUGCGGAGAUUUGCGUGGUGGCUGACGCUUACAGCCCCGAGCUUAUUGCCAUGCUGCAGCACUGCGGCUGCUGCACACGCAUCGGGCUUGCGGCACAGGCGCACGGCGACUGCCCGACGCUGGUGUCGCUGUACGCACCGCCGGCGCUCAUGCGGCUCGAGCCAGUGGAGGGAUGCGAGGAGACGGUAGUGCAGUGGCCGGCUGCUGUGUACCUGGUCGAUCCGCUGGCGGCGGCCGCGUCCUACGGCGGCAGCGCGGACGGCGACUUUGCGGCGGCGGCGCUGCUCUGCAGCCUGCAGCCGCUGCUGGAGGAGCAGUCGGUGGCCAAGGUGGUGCACGGUGGGGACCGCAGCUGCGGCGGUGGCCGCGCCCUGGCGUGCCUGCAGGCGGCGAUAGGUGCCUUCACCGGCGGCGCUGCGAGUAGCGGCGGCAGGGACGGAAGCGGGGUCUUCAGCAUUCAACCGUUGCUCGAUACCCGUGACGGGCUGGCUGCGCUUGAGGUCAGCCUGGGCCUGCCGCAUGCGGCUAGUGACAGUGAUGUGCCGCCGCAGAUGCCGGGUGCCUCAUUCGACAGUGCUGCUUCUCACGCUGACUCUAGUGCGGCAGUCGCGUGGCUGCGCGGCCUGCAUGCGCACGUGUCCCGGCUGCGUGACGCGCUGGCGGGCACGGGGCUGUGGGCGGACCGGCCGCAGCUGCUGGCGGCGCUGACGGCCCGUCACUUUGCGGCGCUGCGGGAGGACGCCCAGGCGGCGCUGGGGGCAGCUGGAGGGGAUGAGGACGCGGCUGCCCGUGUUCUGACGCGGCCGCUGGGCCCGAGCCAACUGGAGGUGGCGGCGCGGGCGGCACGGCACCUGCCCGAGCUGUGGGCGGCGCUUGAAGCAGCUCUGUUGAGGCCAUAGGAGCAGGUAGAAGCGCAACGUAGUCGCCAUUUCACCACGUUCGACGACAACCUACCUGUCAUAGGGCAUAUGUUGUGCAUCGGGUAGCAAAAGCAAUGGGGCACACAUAGGGGCUAACUUGCCACCAUUGUUGGAUGAGGAUGAAAAGGCAGCAGACGAGCAGGUGGUCGCGUCGCGUGGAGAGGCAUGUGAGCGCAAUGGACGGCGAUGGGAAGUCGUGGGAGGCAUGAGGAAGGAUGCCAUGCUACGGCGGUGGCGUGCGUUACGAAACAGCGUGAAGCGCAUACCGAACGUGCAUGGGAUGAGUGCGCCAUGGGGUCAUCCAGUUGGGACGGGGGAAGGACCGGCCUGAGCCGUGGGUGAACCGGUGGAGUGCGGUGGGCAGGGAAAAUUCAGGUUCAGGUUUUAACUCACUUUCAGGCUCACGGGGAGGAGAGGGGAGCCGCAGCUGGCUUUCCCUCAGAGGCUGAGGUUAAGAUACAGCCGAUUUGGGUACCGACAGGGAAUUAAGAGUGAGAGACAGGACGGGGUUGGGGGUUUCGGAGGAGGGCAGGUGAAGGAUGAGCAGCAGCAGGGAGCGGGCGCGGCAUGCUAACGGGCUAAACAUGUUUGGCAGAGGGCCACAUUCCAUGGGUACGAAUGUACGAUGUGGACCCUUAUGGACCCUGUGAACCGCCGCAUGGCCACCAUCACGCUGCUCGAGUGUGCGGAACAAGAGGCAGCGGAGGGAACGCAGCAGCACGAGGAUCCCCCUGCACCACUAGAGAUCGCCAAGGCUGAAGCGGUGACAGGGUUUUGGAGGAGGCUGUACGACUUCGCGGGGCUAGGGGUGCCGAGGAAGGGAUGGCGCGAGGUUGGGCCGGCACAUCCCCUGCUGGCGGUGCAAGGGGGCCGCAUCAGGGUGCAGUGGGAAGAGUAGGAGGAAACUUUAUGAGGCACGUGCUCAGACCCCCAACCACUGAAACAUAGCGGCAGGGGCAAGGGAAGGGGACCGCGGCGAGGAGGACGCGUGAGGUGACGGCGAGCGGUGGAGGAGGUAAGGGUUGGUUGCGUUGGUGGGCACUUCCGGGAACCUAGUCGAAUAGCGUAUUAGGAAGGGGGGGGGGGGAGUGCAGGGCGGAGGGCGGAGGAGGUAGCGUGGGGGAGAUAUGCAUUGUGAUGAGCGAGGCUUGACGAGUAGGCCCUUGGUCGCCAGUCAAGCGCAAACAAACUUGAUGCACACAUACCUGCUCCAUAUUCAGACUUGUAUCACUCAGGCUUAUGCGCUAUGCACUGACAUUGCAUGCUAUCCAUUUUUGCCGGUUUGUCUGUGGGCAUGUACCAAUUGCUUGAAUGCGAGUUCUGAUUUUGACUGAUUUCGAGGCCGUAUCUCCUUUCU